GGUGUGUGUGCGUUUGUUUAUUCAAGUGACGAAUUUGCCGGCGCACAAUUGGCUCAUUAUUUUCGUACAAAAUGGCACAAAAUUCGUGUUUACAUAGAAAUGAAAUACGGGAAAAUCAUAGAACUAACAAUAGUGAAGGAAAGGCACCAUUCCUUAUUGGGGUCGCUGGGGGAACGGCGAGCGGCAAAUCUACAGUGUGUAAAAGGAUCAUGGAGAAGUUGGGGCAGGUUGAUAUGGACCAGAAGCAACGACAGGUUGUCACUAUCAGCCAAGAUAGCUUUUACCGAAUUUUAACAGCAGAGGAAAAGACAAAGGCUCAGAAGGGCUUGUACAAUUUUGAUCAUCCAGAUGCUUUCGACAAUGACUUGAUCUUGCAAACUCUGCGUGAUAUACUGGCUGGAAAGAAGUGUGAAAUACCAGAAUAUGACUACAAAACUAAUUCAAGAUGUGAAGAUAAAUUCAUCACUAUAUACCCUGCAGAUGUAGUUUUGUUUGAAGGAAUCCUUGUAUUUUAUUUUCCUGAAAUUCGAGAAUUAUUUCACAUGAAAUUGUUUGUUGACACGGACUCAGACACUAGAUUGGCUCGUAGAGUGCCAAGAGACAUCAAUGAACGAGGAAGAGAUUUGGAACAGGUGUUGAAUCAGUACAUGAAUUUCGUGAAACCUGCAUUUGAAGAAUUUUGUUCCCCUACAAAGAAGUAUGCAGAUGUCAUUAUCCCCCGUGGAGCUGAUAACACUGUUGCCAUUGACCUGAUAGUUCACCACAUCUGGGAUAUAUUACAUGGCGUGGUGAACCGAAGAUGGGCUAGCUCUAGCUCAAGCUCAGAAAACCUUAGCAGGUAGAUUUGCUGCAUGAUUUGAACAUUCCAGGGCAUAUAACAUAUGAACCUUUGGCAGUGUCCAUGUAUAAUGGUAUCCAGCCAUGCACUCAAUAAUAUUUAAAAAUGCUUUGGUUCUGCCACACGGACUUGGUAUUUUACUGUGCCACAAAAUUAUUAUAGUCAAUAAAAGUUCUCAAAAUAAAUUAUUUUUCAAGGAUGUCACUUAACUGUUUGUUCAGUGUUACAAAUGCAUGUCUAGUGUGGCAGACACUAUUCCUAACCUUAUGUGAGGCAAGAAUGUAAAGUUGGGUUAUACUAAGCAAAAAAGAAAAAAAAAGAAAAAAAAGGGAAUUGUACAAGAUGCACAAGAUUUGAUCAUGAAUCUUGAUCUAUAUGGUUCUCAGUAUUCAUUUCUUGCCUCAUAUAGACCUGCUGGGUGCUUUACUUUAGACUAAAAGUUAUUUAAUAAAUCAUUGAAUAGUAUUUCAUCAACAAACUAGAAGCACAUUAUUGACUUUUGUCUUUUUGUUGUCUUAUUUGUAUUAUUUAAUUAAAUAUUCAUAUUUAAUUACUGUGUCGUGGAACUGUGUCAUUCUGUAUAUAUUCCAGAAGCAUAAAGCAAGUAAAGUUUUUGUAUUAACGUGUAUUUCUUGCACAAAAAUACUUUUAUUUGUUGUUCAUGUUUAGUUACUCUUGUAGUAUGGUACAUAAUUUAAUUUUUGAUGCUGCAGGAAUAUUAUCAGGUAAACUAAACUAUUUUAAAUAGUAAGGCUGUGAAAUAGUAUCAGUAUUUUACUGUGACUGAUGAAAUGUUACUUUGAUAGCAUAUCUUGGAGAAAAGGUAAUUUCAAGUUGUUUCAGAAGGUCAGCUGUAUGUGUAUUAUAUGUACAUUUGUAAAACGGAAUGCUUUGAACGGUCCUCUUCCUGUACACUUGGGAACUAUCCACUGAUUAUGUUGUGCAGGAGGGAAAUAUUGUUCUCAAGGACUGCCUCUCUUUCCAUAAAAGUGUGAAAAUGAAAUGUUUAUUAAUUUCACUAUUGUACUGUAGUAUUGAUAUGAGAGGUUAUCUGCAGGAUUUCUUUGAUGGGAAAAAUCACAUCUUGGAUAUGACUCUGUGAAAAUCAGAAUGAUUUUCACUUGUAACAUUUAUUUCCUUUCUGAGAUCUGUAUGUUCUGUAUGAUUCGUACCUGUUGUUUAAAAUUGAUGACACCAUUAUCUAUAUAUAGAUAAUGCCAAACAUUUACACUCUGCGAGUGUUUUGUGACAGUCUUCCUUUUAAUAAAUAUGAACAAUAUCAUAAUUUGAGCCAGUUGCUAAGCACUAAUAAGAACAUGAAGAAAACCUUCUGUAUAUCGUCAAAUCCUUCUUACAUUGUGAGUUUACUAAUGUUUACUGUUCUGCUUUCAGUCAUAACGGUUUAUUAUUAUUCAGAUGCACAUUAGUCAAUUCAUUCCGUGUUAUGAUAUUUGUAAUUGUGUGUGCCUGAAAAUAACAUUAGUAUGGACAUGUAGUAAUACAAUAGAUGUCUGUUAAACUCCAAAGCCUACCUGAACGAGGUUUGCAAUUUGUGUGUAGCAGAGGGAGAUUAGUCAUGUGUAAAUAAAUUGUAAUCCAUUGAGUGCACUAUAUUUGUGUGAUUCAUUAUGAACUGUUUAUAAGCUAUCUAGUUUGUGUUUUGGAUGUUAUUGACGCUAGGGGAAGAAGAAAAAAUCAGAAACAGAAAAUAUUUGGUCCUGAGAAGUAAAAAUUGCGCACCUCUAAAUUCACUUAGCAAUUACUGAAAAAAAAUCAUACAGAUUCUGCUACAUUGUCUGUUUCUCUAAGUUAUAAGUAUUUGUGUAGCGAGGAAAAAAAUACAAAGCUAUAAAAGUUAUUUUGCUGCAAUAACUGCCUGUAUCAUCAGUAUCUCACGGUUUUCACAAUUUAAAUGGUGCUCAGAAUGCUGCAGAGAUUUUUUAGAAACUUAAGGAUCCUUCAGCUGUUAUAUCAGUGCUGAAGAAACAAAUCAGAGCUGCAGUUCUUGUCACCAUAACUUAAACAAAUAUUUGUGAGUAUUCAGUAUUUUUUAUUGAGGUUUUGACAUUCCACUUGUGAGACUGAGUUUUGAUUUGGAUGUACUUAAAAUGUGGCUUUGUAUUUUGAAUAAACAAGUAAGAGCAAAA
Messenger RNA from Schistocerca piceifrons (Central American locust), 2985 nucleotides. It is a transcript of the gene Uck, whose product is annotated as uridine-cytidine kinase. Gene Ontology annotation, molecular function: ATP binding; kinase activity. The record is from RefSeq and is a predicted model, not a curated record. The transcript is spliced from 7 exons. Gene Ontology annotation, cellular component: cytoplasm; cytosol. Bases 72 to 842 code for a protein of 256 amino acids. Lineage: Eukaryota; Metazoa; Arthropoda; Insecta; Orthoptera; Acrididae.